Molecule: messenger RNA, 2489 nt
Organism: Syzygium oleosum
Lineage: Eukaryota; Viridiplantae; Streptophyta; Magnoliopsida; Myrtales; Myrtaceae
Product: protein IQ-DOMAIN 10-like
Exons: 6
Coding region: 1301-2086 (261 amino acids)
Molecular function (GO): protein binding
Source: RefSeq, a predicted model, not a curated record
AUUCGGGAGGAGAGACUUGAGGGUCACGUUACGGAUCGGCCUCUAUCGAGCAACUUCAUUAGCUAGCUCCACCAUAAUUUCAUGGAGAUGGGCCUUAAUCAUCUUUCCUAUUAAGUUAUUCGGAAGGGAGAUUAUGAUUUUCUAUAAUCCAAAGUCACCGAAAACCAAGCAUACAUCAUGUCUUGUUAGCUCUCAUGUCGUAUUCAGUACAAAGAUUUCCUAAGAUUCGGAAAAGAAUACGGUGACCCCAUCAGGCAUCUACCGUGAGAUUCUCUCUGAUCUAAUAUGCUCCGAGUUUUAUUGCCAUCAUCAUCUUGUCCUUUCCUCUUUCCUCAAUCAUUAAUUCCUGGAAUAUUAGGAGAAAUCUAUUACAACAACAUGUGAUGUUGGCCUGAACAAGAUCAGAAAGAAAUCCAUAGCGCAGUUUCAUCGGGAUUGCUUCUGUGCACAAGGAGAAGCAGAUCUCCAUACUCAUGGAUUCGGUUCUAUCUCGACACCAGUCGAUGCCUACGCUCAAAAAAAAAGUACAUAGACUAUUCUUCAGUGAUUUGCUACAUUAUGGUUUGUAAUGGAUCAAACUAAGUGCCCAAAUGGGAAGUUUAGCUCCAGCAUUGUCCAGCUCAUCAGAGCAAGAUUUGGCAAGUGAAAGCAACUUCAGAUACUCUUGUUUUGGGUUUUGUCUUUUUUUCUUUUUAUGGAGAUUGAGGAUACUUGCAGAUUCUGCCCUAACAGAUAAUCUGUAAAUGAAAAGACAACACGAGACGUGCUAUGCAAUGCUUCAAGAAAAGCUUUGCAUGAAGUCAUUGAUACUUAUUGAGAGCAACAGAUGAACAACCCCACAAGCGCAUGCAGAGAUUAAAUGUUUAAUUACACUAUAAUUCGCAAGAAAUCCUAACGAAAGCCAGGUCCCGUAGCUCAGUCGGUUAGAGCGUUGGUCUUAUGAGCCGAAGGUCGCGAGUUCGAGCCUCGCCGGGACCAUUGCAGCUUGUAAUCUCCGUAGUUUGUGUUAUUUAUAUUUUACUUAUGAAAACAUGUGAAAUUUCACCUAUAACAUAGUCGACAUUGCUGAUAAGCCGUGCAAGCUUAUCUCUUUCGUCUUUUAUGUAUUUUUAUUGGAGUGAAACAUUUAUCAAUUUAUUGUUGCCUGUUGGUGUUGAUUGUCCAUCUUGGGGAAGAUCAAACACUGUCUUCACUAUAGAUGAGACGUCAACUAUGCUUAGCUAGUUCCAUGUGGCGACUCUCACGUUGCAUCUCCCCUCAUUCUCUACAAUAAAAAUGGCAUUUUGCUUCUCUUGUUUUCAUGUUCACAUUACCGGUGCAAGCAGAAGUGAUGGGUCCUGGAUAUUGCUUUAGGACAAUAGUUAGCCUCAAGAAAGCGAAGGAAGGAACUUCCAAACAAGCGAAGGAGGAAUUUUGCGCUGCAAAUUUAAAUGGGUCCAAGCAGGAUUCACAAAGAAAGUCGGGUAUUCCUGGAAAACGGAUCGAAGAUACUGCAGCAACUAGGAUUCAAGCUGCAUUUCGUGCAUUUCUGGCAAGAAGGACACUGUAUCGUCUGAGAUGUGCGGUGAGGUUCCAAAGCUUGACUCAUGGUCUACCCGCGACACAGCAAGUGUCGACCGCACUUAGCUAUUUGCAUUCGUGGAGCAGGAUCCAAACCCAGAUUAGAGCUCGACGAAUUAACAUGGUCGCUGAGGCACGCAUGAGGCAAAAGAGACUAGAAAAUCAGUUGAAGUUUGAAGCCAAGCUCCAGAAGCUAGAGCUCGAAUGGUGUGGAGGCCCUGGAACCAAGGAGGAUAUCCUUGCAAAGAUACAGGAAAGAGAAGCAGCGGCAGCCAAGCGCGAGAGAGCCCUGGCAUACGCCUUCUCUCAUCAGUGGAAGGCUAACUCCAGCCACUACCUCAGUCAACCUUCUUAUUGUCUUGACAAAGAAUGUUGGGGUUGGAGCUGGUUGGAACAUUGGAUUGCUACCCGGCCCUGGGAGAUCCGACCUCAGUCAAAUUCAACUGGAACGAUGGUGAAGCAGCUCAGCAAAACAGCAAAGCCAUGUAAUACCCAAAGGUCAAAACAGCUUCAAUUGUACUAUUGAAACCCAGGAACUCAGAGGUAAUCACCGAUCUCGUGCGAUUCCAGCUUGGCAAUGUGACAUAAGCUUAUGAGAUUCUUGAGUAAUUUAUUUCAGGAUUGAGAUGAGGAUUGCGUGAGUAGCAGUAGCAGUCUCUAAGAGUAUGGGACAUAAGUCAUACUCGGGAAUGGUGUAAUCUUUCUUUACUGGACAACUGAUAAUUUAUGAACUAAAUUAUGAUUCGUCGCUGGUUGUCUUUAAUAAAUCUGGCGGAUGUAACUGCCGAGCUCUGUGAUUUGGAUUGUUCAAUAAUGUGUGUUAUAAUAUGUAUCUGUUUCAUCGUAUUAGACUCCAGCCCAGAAAGAAACACCAGUGUGGCCCUCAUUAUUUGUAUUUGCUUUAGACUUAAUAAAAGAAUAUCAAACAA